UCAUCUCCAGCUGUCAGUUGACAAGAUGUCGUGUUGGCGUCCAGAACAAGUUGCGCUGCUGCUCUGCUCAGCUGUUGCCCUGUUGGGCGUCCAGGUGGCAACCGAAUUAUCAGCUGCAGCUGGACCUGGAUUGGGCAGUCCGCAGCAGCUGGAGCUGAAGCUGAGCGCGCUGCGUGUGCAUAAGCAGCUGCUGCAGGCGGAACUGGGUCGGAUCUAUAUGGAGGCAUUCACGCCGGAGACGCCGCUGCUGCUGGAGGAGCUGCAGCGGCGCCAGCAGGAGUUAGAGCAACAGAUCGAGACACUGGAGGCGCUGAGGCCGGCCAACAAGGUGCAGCAGGAUGCGCAACAAUUGGCGCUCAGUUUGGCCGCUGACUUUCAGUUUCUGCAGCACAAACUGGACGAGCUGAAGCAGCAGCUGGAUGCACUGCAGCCGAACAGCAACGGAAGCAGCACCGGAACUGCCAAGCAGCCGCUGGAGAUGCAGCGCGAUGUGAUCAAUAGCACGCCCAAGACACCGGUUAGCGCCGGCUCCUAUUUCCUGACACCCUUGCUGGCCAUGCCCGAGCUGCCCGGCGCGGGCAUUGCCCAGCCGCCGGAUCAUAGCUCGCCGUCGCUCAUUAAACGUCUGCUGGCCAUGCUGCGACCCGGCGGCAGCAGCACGACGCCAACAACAAGCCAGGUCUCGUCCGGCUUGCGGCGUGGCGGGCACUGGCCGGACCAGGGCGCCGGCAAGAAUGUCCAGCUGCUGAGCGCCGAGGAGCUGCUGCCUCAGCUUCAGCUGCAGCGCCAAUUCCUGGACGAUGCCAUCAAGCGCCUGGAGCUGCUCGCCGUCAAGCCGAACGACAAGUUCUAGAUAUUUAACUCAAAUUA
Drosophila novamexicana is the source of this 870-nucleotide messenger RNA. RefSeq lists its product as uncharacterized. The transcript has a single exon. Lineage: Eukaryota; Metazoa; Arthropoda; Insecta; Diptera; Drosophilidae. The record is from RefSeq and is a predicted model, not a curated record. Bases 26 to 853 code for a protein of 275 amino acids.